This is a messenger RNA of Plasmodium gonderi, 1128 nucleotides long. RefSeq lists its product as hypothetical. The coding region runs from base 1 to 1128 and encodes 375 amino acids. The transcript is spliced from 6 exons. The record is from RefSeq and is a predicted model, not a curated record. Lineage: Eukaryota; Apicomplexa; Aconoidasida; Haemosporida; Plasmodiidae.
AUGGGUCAAAAAAAAAAGAAAAAAAUCACAUUAAAAUUGUUAAAAGACAAUGGGGAAUCAUCAAAUGUUCUGGAAAAUUACACAGGAGUGGGAACUGUAUUAUUUUAUACUAACAAAAAUUUGAAGAUCUCAGAGAAGUAUUAUGGAAAUAUCUUUCAAGGAAAAAGACAUGGAUAUGGAGAGUACAACUAUCAGAAUGGAGAUUUUUAUCAAGGAGCGUAUGAACACGGUAUGAAAAACGGAAUAGGAACUUAUUUUUACAACACUGAUAUCAAAAAGAGAAGAACCACAGGAAAAGUUGCGAAGGGAAGGGACUAUGAAAAAAGUGAUGACGAGAAAAGUGAAGAGGACCAGAGUGAAGAAGACAAAAGUGAAGAAGACAAAAGUGAAGAAAACCAAAGUGAAAAAAACCAAAGUGAAGAAAAUCAAAGUGAAGAGGACAAAAGUGAAGAGGAAAAAAGUGAAGAGGACCAAAGUGAAGAGGACCAAAGUGAAGAGGACCAAAGUGAAGAGGACCAAAGUGAAGAGGACAAAAGUGAAGAGGACCAAAGUGAAGAGACAACUGAGAAUCAUAACCGUAAGUAUGGCUAUGAACAUAUCAAGAAGGAAGAUGGAGCGUCUUGUAAAAAAAAAAUAAUUUCAAAAAAGUUACUAAAUCUUAUGGAAAAAUGGAGUAAAACAAAAAUAAAAAAAAAAUCAAUUAUUCCCCCCAAAGAGGAAGGGAGCUUCUACUACGGAAACUAUUUCAACGGACUUAAACAUAGCGACGGAAUGAUGAUAUAUAGAAAUGGGGAUUUGUAUGUUGGGGGUUGGAAGUUUGGGAAGAAGAAUGGAUGGGGAAGGUACACAUACAAAAAAUGCAAAAGCGUUUUGGAGGGACAUUGGGAAGAUGGAUAUAUAAUUCAUGGAAAAUGGAUAUUGCCAAAUGGUAUGUACUUUGUGGGAAACUUUAAAAAUAAUAAACCAUAUGGAGAUGGCAUUUGGGCUUUUAAGGAUAAAACACAAUUAAAUGUUUUUUAUUAUGAUGUUAAACAAAAAAUUAAAAAAAGUCCCAAAAAAAUGAUUGGACAAGGAGAUCCAAAUAUUUUACUGAAUUAUAAGCCAUUGUGUAUUACAUUGACCAGAUAA